AUGUUACAUGAAUCAUGUAACAUGAUAUCAAUGCAAGUUUCCCCCAGUCUUCGGUUGUGCCAAAGUGAAAUUAUUUUAUCACGUUCUUUCACUCUGAAAAGAAAAGUUGUGAUGAUGAGACAUUUCAAGAUUGAGACAAUGUUGAAUAGCAAAUAAAGUAAAAUUUCAGGUCCAUACUACCCCCCAGAAAGAGUACCAUGCCUUGCUGUAGAAAUUAUGUGCUAUAAAGUGGUAAACUAAUACAUUACAUUGUGAAAUUUCUGAAACAUUCUCCGUGACUUCAGACAAUUGAGUUCCUGAUGCAUCGUGCCAAUGUCCGAAAGUUGUACAAAACCAUCCUUCGCCUCCAUCGAGGCCUUCCGGACGGAAUGAGAGAGUUGGGAGACCAGUAUGUCAAGGACGAGUUUCGUCGACACAGGACCAUUGGGAAGGAAUUCGUAGCCCCCUUCAUGGUCGAGUGGUCGGAGUAUGCUGCGACUCUGGCAAAACAGCUUGGGCUCAAAGGUCCCAGGUCCGCAUCAGGUCACAUUGGGCGACCCCUUCCUGAAGAGAAGCUGGAUGAUUUCGAAGGUCAGCAGAUUUACCAGUUGUACGAGUUGAAAAAAAGUAUUGCUCCAAUUCCUGGAGAAGACGAUGGUAUGAGUACGCCCAAUAGUCGUGGCAAUGAUGACGCAGUAAAGAACGUGGAUCGGUCAGGAAAGAGAUGAUAAUCUGCAUAUUAGUACCUCAUUUGUUAAAUAUAAAUGUUGCUACCCUCUCUCUAGUCAAUGUUUAACUAUUCAUUCUUGAAUUGUGUAUGUUAUAUGAAUAAUUACGAAAAACAUCAGCAGGCUAAAGACAUUUUUUAUUGCAAUGCGAGUUUAUUGCGAACAGUGUAAAUUUAUAAUCAACAAUAAAUUGUGUUGCAAUACUGGAAAGUUCAUUAUUAUUUUGAA
Folsomia candida is the source of this 935-nucleotide messenger RNA. It is a transcript of the gene Sdhaf3, whose product is annotated as succinate dehydrogenase assembly factor 3, mitochondrial. Bases 300 to 707 code for a protein of 135 amino acids. Gene Ontology annotation, cellular component: mitochondrion; mitochondrial intermembrane space. The transcript has 3 exons. The record is from RefSeq and is a predicted model, not a curated record. Gene Ontology annotation, biological process: mitochondrial respiratory chain complex II assembly; succinate metabolic process. NCBI's taxonomy places the organism in Eukaryota, Metazoa, Arthropoda, Collembola, Entomobryomorpha, Isotomidae.